UUCAGUUACAGUUUCAGUUUCAACUCUGCCAGCCGGCUGCAGCAGCUUCCACUUCCACCUCCAGUUGUGUGCACAUUCGAUCAUGUUGUCCUCCCGCCAAGUUUCCUUGCUCCUCAGCUGCCUCCUGCUGCUCCUGACGGCUGUGCAGGCUCAGUUUCUUUAUCAUCAGACGCUGGGUCUGCCCGCGAAGGCAUCAUAUGAGCCGGAAUCACCAUAUGUGGGCUUCGCCACAGCAGAUGCGCAUCCGUCGGUGGUGCAGAAUGCCCAAUGGGAGUCCGAACUGCCCGCCGAACUCUCGAAGAGUGCACGUUUCUUCAACGAUCCGGUGAUUGCAGCCAAUCUGGCCAAAUCAUCGCUGCUGACAAGCAAGGAGAUGGCCGUUCAGCAUCGGGAGGCGGAAAAGAUACCCCGUGAACAGGUCUACAAGCUCUUCAAAAACGCUGGCUAUCUGAGUCGCAGAUAGACAGAAAAGCCCGAAGAUUUUCCAUUCCACAUGUGCCUUGUUGUAUUUUAGUUAGUAAUUUGUUAAUACAUAUGUUUAUGAUAUGA
Molecule: messenger RNA, 549 nt
Organism: Drosophila grimshawi
Lineage: Eukaryota; Metazoa; Arthropoda; Insecta; Diptera; Drosophilidae
Exons: 2
Coding region: 83-463 (126 amino acids)
Source: RefSeq, a predicted model, not a curated record